AUGAUCAACGACAACAGAAACCCAGCAUUUUUCCAACAGCCAAACCAAAAUCAAUAUAAUAUCAUACUACCCAAUACUAAUUAGCCAGUUAUUGGUUAAAGAUAGGGAUAUCCUAUUUAGACCACAACCUAACCAAUUAUUUAACAGCCAUUGCAAUUCUAAUAAUAAUUUCCACUUCCACCACAAGUCAAUUAUGUACCCUAAAACAUAUAAUCCAAACCUAAUGUGUUGCCUACUGUCUACUAAGAGAAACCCACAUAAGUCAUAAAUAUGGAUGAAAUCGAGGCACCUUGGAGAUUAAAGUGUGCAACUUUAGAGAGACAGAUUUUGGAAUUGUAAAUUCAAUUGAGAAAAGGACCAGGCCCUACUGAACCAGAUGCUAUUGAGGUUAUUGAUGAUACUAGAUUAAGAGAAUUAGAAUCAAAGAAAGCUUAAUUGCAACAGAUGAUUUAGGAUAGAGAUAGAGAAAUUUCUGAAUUAGAGAAUCAAAUUCAUUAAUAAUAAGAAUCAAUUGAAAUAUAAAUCUAAGAACGAACAGUCCACUACUCAAAUGAAAUAGAAACUUGGUAGAAGAGGUUCUAAUAAUUAGAAAGAGAUUAUACAUAAUCAUAAAGAUAAUUAUAAGAUUUACAAGAAGAAUAAAAGAGAUUAGAGAAAUAAAAUUAAGAUGUUCGUACAUCCUAACAAAGAGUGGGGUAAAGUAGAAAUUAUUGAAUUAUCAUAUAUUGAUACAUAAAACAUAAGUAUAUUUAAAUAAAUCAAAUAUGACAA
Paramecium tetraurelia is the source of this 771-nucleotide messenger RNA. RefSeq lists its product as uncharacterized. The transcript has 2 exons. Lineage: Eukaryota; Ciliophora; Oligohymenophorea; Peniculida; Parameciidae. The record is from RefSeq and is a predicted model, not a curated record.